GAAUCCUUUGUGUUAAGCAUCAAUACCGGUGUGGUCGUCCCCAUGAUGUUCAAAUCCAACAUCUCGAAUCACAACAACACACCCCAACAUCUGCCACCAUGAGCGAAGCCACAGGAAGGAUACCAGGCCAACCGCGCCAAUCCGAUCCAUAUGAUGGAGCAAGAGCCGUCUUAUCCGUACCCAAAGCCCACGUGAAAAUUGUAAAGUCGUUGUUGGAGAGCCACAAGAUAUUCGAUCGAUACCAUGGAAUUUCUCCAGAACCGAACGACGCAAAACAUGCAGCGUCAAACGGGCAGCGAAUGCGCGUACCUACAACGAUACCGUGCGUACAACUGGCCGACGGUUGGAGUACAACUGCGGAGAGGGCCCAACUACUCGUGGGGCUUCAGCUGCAUGAUAUCUCUCCGGACAUCACGUGCUCAUCCUGGAUCCCCCCAGAGACCAAUAGUUACAGACCCGUCGCCGCGUCACAUAACCCCCUCCGCAAAGCCGUUCGAGAAGCUCUCGAAGCCCUACCGUCAGGCACACUCGCCUCUCUGAACCUCACCAUCGAUGCUCUCGUCGUUAGGUUCCCCGACUCCUACUCAAUAUACAAGCCGCUCCUCCUCCUACCCAGCAACUCCCUUGGCUCGGACUUGUCCUUCAUUGUUUUGCAUCAUGCAGGCAUCUUCGAACGGGUGUGGGACCACAUAGCCGAUGCACUGCACUGCACGCACAUCGCGCUCAACUCGCCGAUUCCGCCUUCCAACACGCCUUCUUCCGCGCAUGCUGGAGAUGAAGACAAUAUCCUCCGCAGUCCCGUAAAUCUGACUCCGAUAUACGGCACCUUCGGCCCCUCGCCAACGCUGCAAACACUGAGCGCCCCUAGCCAGAAAGAUUUCGAGGACGCGCUCUGGGUGCACACAACGCAGAACUCCGUCCACCAGACCUGGGCACCCUUGUACACGAUGUUCAGCCGUGGCAACGUCAAGGAAAAAGCGCGUCUCCUUUCCCUGCCCUCCAUUACAUCCCUCGCCCCCUCCUCAUCCGCCUCUCAAACACAAGAGGGAGCAACGGCGGUGGACAUGUACGCCGGCAUCGGCUACUUCUCCUUCUCCUACCGUCGAGCCGGCCUCACUCGGGUGCUAUGCUGGGAACUCAAUCCCUGGAGCGUCGAAGGUCUGCGUCGCGGCGCUGCGCUAAACAAUUGGAGUGGGCGCGUAUUCACGCCCGCCGACAUCCCUUCACCCUCCUCAACAUCUGGUGAAUGGGAAGCCUGGCGUACCAAUAUUAUAAAGGGCAAGGAGGAUUUCUGGAUCUUCGCCAUGAGUAACGAGACCGCGGAUCGCAUCGUACAAUGUCUGAGGGACUAUAUACCCCCGGUCCGACAUGUGAACCUCGGACUGCUGCCGGUGUCGAGAUUGAGUUGGCCAAGCGCUGUGAGGGCAGUGGAUAGGAGACUGGGAGGCUGGGUGCAUGCGCAUGAGAAUGUUGGGGUGGUGGAGAUGGAUGAGCGGAAGGUGGAGGUUGAGACGGAGUUCCAGAGGUUGACUGACGAAUGUGCUGAUGAGAGGAGGUCGGUGGCUGGUGACGCAGAAGGAUUGAAGAGGAAAGCGCAAGUGGAGCACGUGGAGAAAGUGAAGACGUAUGCGCCGGGGGUUGUGCACGCUGUGAUUGAUGUGCACAUUCCUGGUACACAAGCAGCUGAAUGA
Macroventuria anomochaeta is the source of this 1691-nucleotide messenger RNA. RefSeq lists its product as uncharacterized. Gene Ontology annotation, biological process: tRNA methylation. The coding region runs from base 99 to 1691 and encodes 530 amino acids. Gene Ontology annotation, molecular function: tRNA methyltransferase activity. The record is from RefSeq and is a predicted model, not a curated record. The transcript has a single exon. Gene Ontology annotation, cellular component: cytoplasm. NCBI's taxonomy places the organism in Eukaryota, Fungi, Ascomycota, Dothideomycetes, Pleosporales, Didymellaceae.